Molecule: messenger RNA, 6368 nt
Organism: Carassius auratus (goldfish)
Lineage: Eukaryota; Metazoa; Chordata; Actinopteri; Cypriniformes; Cyprinidae
Product: probable global transcription activator SNF2L2
Exons: 34
Coding region: 124-4833 (1569 amino acids)
Biological process (GO): regulation of DNA-templated transcription
Cellular component (GO): nucleus
Molecular function (GO): ATP binding; histone binding
Source: RefSeq, a predicted model, not a curated record
UCAACUUGUCAGCAAAACAGAGGGGGAGGGGACCAACAUAUGGCAGUCAUAUUUCUGAAGCUGAAAUAAUGUGCUAGACCUUUUAUUGUGUUAUUUACCUCGCAGAAGAUUCUCAGUCGAUAGAUGUCCACCCCCAACGAACCACCGGUUGGGAUACCCCAUGCUGGUCCUUCACCAGGUGCUGGCCUGUCUCCGGGGCCCAUCCUAGGGCCCAGCCCUGGACCCGGCCCAUCUCCUGGCUCUGUACACAGCAUGAUGGGCCCCAGUCCAGGGCCCCCAAGUGUCCCACAUGCUAUGCAGGGACAAGGGGCUGCAGACUAUUCACAGGACAUGCACCCAAUGCAUAAGCCUAUGGAGGGAAUGCAUGAGAAGGGGAUGGGAGAUGAUAUGCACUAUGGACAAAUGAAGGGGGUGAGCAUGAGAUCCCUGCACAGUGGCAUGGGUCCUCCACAGAGCCCUAUGGAUCAACACACUCAAGGCUACAUGUCCCCCCAUCCCUCGCCGAUAGGCCAGGUGCCAGAGCAUGUGCCUAGCCCUAUGUCAGGAGGAGGGCCGACCCCACCGCAGAUGUCUCAGGGUCAGUCACCCAUGAUGCCCAUGGAUCCACAGGGGAUGGGACAGCAAGCCAGGGGUCAGUCUGCCUUCAGCCCAGUUCAGCUACAGCAACUCAGGGCUCAGAUCCUGGCGUACAAGAUCCUGGGCCGGGGUCAGCCUCUGCCUGAGAAUCUGCAGUUAGCAGUGCAGGGCAAGAGGAGCCUCCCCACCAUGCAGCAGCAGCAGCCCGUCAACACUGGCCCCUACAACAGACCUCUAGGUAUGCCAAUGACUCACGGAGGGCCUGCUACGGGCCCGUGUCCCUCUCCAGCAAUGCAGACUCAUACCCAAAGCUCUGGGCCAAAACCAUGGCCUGAAGGUCAAGGCUCAGAGACCCCCAGUGCUCAACAGAAGUUGUCGGUCCCAGCUCCCAGCGGCAGACCCUCUCCAGCCCCCCCGCUGGCCCCCACUGGCACACAAGCUGUGCCCAGCACCUCCCUCACCUCCCAACCCCAACCUCAGCCCCCAGCAGGACCAGGCCAGCCCUCCCUCAUCAUCCAGCUUCAGCAGAAACAGAAUCGCAUCACUCCAAUUCAGAAGCCUCAGGGUCUGGACCCUGUCGAACUCUUGCAAGAGAGGGAAUACCGUCUUCAGGCCAGGAUUGCUCACAGAAUUCAGGAGCUGGAGAAUCUGCCAGGGUCACUGCCACCUGAUCUGCGGACUAAAGCUACUGUGGAGCUGAAGGCCUUAAGACUGCUCAACUUCCAGCGGCAGCUGAGGCUAGAUGUCGUUGCCUGCAUGCGCCGAGACACAACUCUAGAGACGGCCCUGAACUCCAAAGCCUACAAGCGCAGCAAGAGACAGACGCUGAGAGAGGCACGCAUGACCGAGAAACUAGAGAAGCAGCAGAAGAUCGAGCAGGAAAGGAAGCGCAGACAGAAACACCAGGAGUAUCUCAACAGCAUUCUGCAGCAUGCUAAAGAUUUCAAGGAAUAUCACAGGUCCAUCUCUGGAAAAAUCCAAAAGCUGUCUAAAGCCAUCGCCACAUGGCACACCAACACCGAGAGAGAGCAGAAGAAGGAGACGGAAAGAAUCGAGAAAGAGAGGAUGAGGAGACUGAUGGCUGAGGAUGAAGAAGGUUACAGGAAGCUAAUUGAUCAAAAGAAGGACAAGCGUCUGGCCUACCUUCUUCAACAGACAGAUGAAUACGUGGCCAACCUGACUGAGCUUGUGUAUGAGCACAAGGCUGCUCAGGCUGCCAAGGAGAAAAAGAGGAAGAGAAAGAAGAAAAAGAAGGAAGCUGGGGAUGCUGAAGGAAUGGGAGCCAUCGGGCCUGAUGGAGAGCUCAUAGAUGAGACCAGUCAGAUGAGUGAGCUGCCAGUCAAAGUCAUUCAGACAGAGACGGGGAAAGUGCUACAGGGGACAGAUGCCCCCAAGUCCAGUCAGUUAGAGGCAUGGCUCGAGAUGAACCCUGGAUAUGAAGUUGCUCCACGGUCAGACAGUGAAGAGAGCGGCUCGGAAUUUGAAGAGGAGGAUGAUGAAGAUGUGGUCUCCAGAGCUGAAUCAGAAGAAAAGAAAGUCAUUGAUCCCAACAGUGAUGAAGUAUCUGAAACUGCAGCCAAGCACAUCAUAGAGUCUGCUAAACAGGAUGUGGAUGAUGAGUACAGUGUUCAGGCAGGAGAGACCAGCUCCCAGUCUUACUAUGGAGUGGCCCACGCGGUCAUAGAGAGGGUGGAGAAACAGUCCACCCUACUGGUCAAUGGGACUCUCAAACAUUACCAGAUCCAGGGUCUGGAAUGGAUGGUGUCUUUGUACAACAACAACCUGAAUGGUAUUCUGGCCGAUGAGAUGGGACUGGGGAAGACCAUUCAGACUAUUGCACUUAUCACUUAUCUGAUGGAGCUCAAGAGGCUCAACGGGCCGUACCUCAUCAUCGUACCCCUCUCGACUUUGUCUAACUGGGUUUAUGAGUUGGACAAGUGGGCACCAAGUAUUGUGAAAAUUGCCUACAAGGGCACACCAUCAAUGCGGAGGUCUUUUGUGCCGCAGCUCCGCAGUGGGAAGUUUAAUGUCCUUAUAACCACCUACGAGUACAUCAUCAAAGACAAGCACAUUCUCGCCAAGAUUCGCUGGAAAUAUAUGAUUGUGGAUGAGGGCCACCGCAUGAAGAACCAUCACUGCAAGCUCACACAGGUGUUGAACACCCACUACGUCGCUCCCAGGAGGCUGUUACUCACUGGAACCCCUCUGCAGAACAAACUACCCGAGCUCUGGGCCCUGCUCAACUUCCUGUUGCCCACCAUCUUCAAAAGCUGCAGCACCUUUGAGCAGUGGUUCAAUGCUCCAUUUGCAAUGACAGGAGAGAGGGUGGAUCUGAAUGAAGAAGAGACCAUCCUUAUCAUUCGUCGCUUGCAUAAGGUGUUACGUCCUUUCCUUCUGCGCAGACUGAAGAAAGAGGUGGAGUCUCAGUUACCUGAGAAGGUUGAGUAUGUCAUCAAAUGUGACAUGUCAGCCAUCCAGAAGGUUCUGUACAGGCACAUGCAGGGCAAAGGCAUCCUGCUCACUGACGGCUCGGAGAAAGACAAGAAGGGUAAAGGAGGAGCCAAGACCUUAAUGAACACCAUAAUGCAGCUGAAGAAGAUCUGUAACCAUCCCUACAUGUUCCAGCACAUUGAGGAAUCUUUUGCUGAGCACUUGGGAUAUCCAAAUGGCAUUAUCAACGGCCCUGACCUGUACCGCGCCUCUGGCAAGUUUGAAUUACUGGACCGCAUCCUGCCCAAGCUGAAGGCCACCAAUCACAGAGUGCUUCUGUUCUGUCAGAUGACCACCCUCAUGACCAUCAUGGAGGAUUAUUUUGCCUAUCGUAACUUCCUCUAUCUGCGUCUGGAUGGAUCUACGAAGUCUGAGGAUCGUGCAAUGCUUUUAAAGAAAUUCAAUGAAGAAGGCUCACAGUAUUUCGUCUUCCUGCUGAGCACCAGGGCAGGAGGUCUUGGCCUCAACUUGCAAGCUGCAGACACCGUUGUGAUCUUUGACAGCGACUGGAACCCCCACCAGGACUUGCAGGCCCAGGAUCGAGCCCAUCGUAUCGGCCAGCAGAACGAAGUACGCGUAUUGCGUCUGUGUACUGUGAACAGUGUGGAGGAGAAGAUUUUAGCGGCGGCCAAGUAUAAACUGAACGUUGAUCAGAAAGUCAUUCAGGCAGGCAUGUUUGAUCAGAAGUCGUCCAGUCAUGAGCGCAGAGCCUUCCUGCAGGCUAUUCUGGAGCACGAGGAACAGAAUGAGGAGGAAGAUGAAGUUCCAGAUGAUGAAACCCUCAAUCAAAUGAUUGCUCGAAAUGAGGACGAAUUUGAGUUUUUCAUGCGCAUGGAUUUAGACCGUCGUCGAGAGGAUGCACGCAACCCUAAGCGUAAACCGCGGCUAAUGGAGGAGGAUGAGUUGCCAUCAUGGAUCCUGAAGGAUGAUGCUGAGGUGGAGCGGCUUACCUGUGAAGAGGAGGAGGAAAAGAUUUUCGGCCGUGGAUCCCGUCACCGCAGAGAUGUCGACUACAGCGACACACUGACAGAAAAGCAGUGGCUGAGGGCUAUAGAGGAUGGCAACCUGGAGGAAAUCGAAGAGGAAAUACGGCUGAAGAGGCGCAAGCGUAGGAGACACGUGGACAAAGACCUGAGGCGUGAGGAAGGAGACAAGGCCAAGAAAAGAAGAGGACGUCCUCCGGCAGAGAAGCUUUCCCCAAACCCACCCAAACUGACGAAACAGAUGAAUGCCAUCGUUGAUACUGUCAUCAAUUACAGAGAUGCAUCAGGCCGUCAGCUCAGCGAAGUCUUUGUGCAGCUGCCCUCCAGGAAAGAGCUCCCUGAAUACUAUGAACUGAUAAGGAAGCCAGUGGACUUCAAAAAGAUCAAGGAGCGUGUGCGCAGCCACAAGUACAGGAGUGUGAGCGAUCUGGAGAAAGACGUCAUGCUUCUUUGUCACAACGCUCAGACUUAUAAUCUAGAGGGCUCUCAGAUCUAUGAGGACUCCAUUGUUCUUCAGUCAGUAUUCAAGAGUGCAAGACAAAAGCUUGCUAGUGAGGAAAGCGAUGAUGACAGCAAUGAUGAUGAUGAUGAUGAUGAUGAAGAUGACGACGAGGAAUCGGAGGAAGAAUCUAAGUCAGUGAAGGUGAAAAUAAGGCUGAGUAAACGGGAAGAGAGAAGUCAGGACAAAGGCAAGAAGAGACCAAGUCGUGGAAAGGCCAAGCCCGUGGUCAGUGAUGAUGACAGCGAGGAAGAUCAGGAGGAGAACUUCAAGAGGAAAAUGUAAGUCUCUGUUUCUCUCACUUUCGCAUACACUUUCUUUCCAUUGUGUAAUUGCUUCAUGACUGAAUAUCAAUCCUCAUGUAAAGUCAGUGUGAAUAUGUCAGAGCUGUGUAAGCAAGGUCCAUGAGUCAGUGUGAGAUUGUCCCAUUAACCAAAUAUAAGGAGGUGCAUUCAGUAACCAGCUCAGUGCAGGAAUAAUGAGCCUCUGCAGACCAUCAGUCAGUCCGGUGUGGUGUGUGCAUGACGGAGGUCACUGAAGCUCUGCCGCGGGGCGCCCUGUGCUCUGCACGUGUGUGUAAUACGGUUGUGUGUUUGUUUUCAGGAGCAGUCAGAGGGGAGCCACAGCGACGAUGAGUGAGGAGGAGAUGAGCUGAUCAUCAGCAUUUGCUUCUUUUAUUCUCUUCCCUCACCCAGCUCAAUUAUUCUGUGCUUUACUUAAGGCUUUCUAAAAGAAUUAUAGUUAUUUUUCUCUCUCUUUCUUUUUGUUUUAUUUUAUUGUAUGUUUAAACACUUUGUCCUGUGCAUUUCUCCUCUCUUUUUUUGUUUGUUUGUGAGGAUGUGAAACAUCCUCACAUUUUGCACCUUUAAUAGCUUACAGUUAUUCUGAAAUUUCCCUUUGCGCAGUGGGGUAUCUUAGAGAUGAUUUCUGUAUGCUUGUAAAUAAUUUACAUUUAUGCAAGUGUUUAAAAAACAAUAUAAAUUUGAUUUGCAUCAAAGAACAUCAUUUAUAAGCUAUUAAGACCUUUAAAAAAAAUUACACCUUGAUUAAACCAUUUGUUUCAAAUUUACAAAGCAUAUCAAAACGUUUUCAGGUGUUACUUAAAGUGUCAUCACAUGAGCAUUUUGUAUCAUCUAGAUUAGGUCAUAUGUUCUAGUGACUUCUGUAUUGUAUUGCAUGCAGCACAAAAGCCAGCAGAGAUUACAAAUGAAUUUGAGAUCGGAGAGCCGAUCAGUCCUGUACCAUUUCAGUGGUAUUUGAAAUAAGAAUUUGACAAGCUUUCUAUCAUAUCCAUAGAUGUGGCAGUUUCUCUUUUUGCCUCUUUGGUGUCUUUCAUUCACUGGUUUUAUACUCCGUAGUCUGAUUGCUGCUUGUUCAAAGGACAAAUGCAGAUUCUGUUGCAGUGUAAUUUGCUUUACUUUCUUUAAAAGUAGAAAAUAUAUAUAUAUAUUUACAGUGGAGUGUCUCAGUAUUUCAAUUUUUCAAAGCUCAUGCCAAUAAGAAAACCAGUAUUUUCCAGCGUAUUAUGUCAGACUAUAAACCAGCUCAGAUUGGCUACCUUUUUUCGUCUAUUGAUAUUUUUCUAUUUGCAUUUCAAAAACAACAACAGUGUUAUUAAGAAAUUGGAUGGUUUUUAAAAAAAACGAUUCUUUGCUCUUAUACUGUAUUGGUAGAAAUAUGUAUUAUUCUUUUUUUAUUGAUUGUUAUUGCUUUAAAAUGUACUCUGUUCAUAAUCUUGUCAUAAUAUUUACUCUCCUUGCAUACUCUCUUUGUGGUUGUAGCUCAUUGCCAAAAGUAAACAUCAACAAUGAUGAACCUUC